Messenger RNA from Dendronephthya gigantea, 2719 nucleotides. RefSeq lists its product as uncharacterized. Gene Ontology annotation, biological process: protein deubiquitination. The record is from RefSeq and is a predicted model, not a curated record. Lineage: Eukaryota; Metazoa; Cnidaria; Anthozoa; Malacalcyonacea; Nephtheidae. The transcript has 4 exons. The coding region runs from base 65 to 2632 and encodes 855 amino acids. Gene Ontology annotation, molecular function: cysteine-type deubiquitinase activity.
UGCGCUUCCAUCGUCGGUUUUUGUUCCAUUUUUCCUAACUAAUCGGGCGGGUUUCACAGUUGAUAUGUUAACCCAGCUAUCUUCAAUGGUCGACAAUGGUUUAAGUUUUCAUUCGAUCGAGGAUAUUGUGUGUAAUCAAUAUGAGCAAUAUUACUGGCGUCUUAGGUUACGGUACGAGCAAGACAGCUCAACAUUAAAACUUAGUGAAAACGUUAUCCAGAGGCAGAGUUUUCCGCCAUUUGAUCAAAAGGCGUUUCCAUUCCCACACGAAAAAAUAAUUAGAUCAGUGUUUGUAUCGUAUUCUUUGUUGUUCGAUCAGCUCUUUUACGACGACAUGGCUUGUCGUACAUCUAGAUGGCUUGCAUGCGAUCACACGUUUAAAAGUGCAGGCAACAUUGGCUUCACUAGAGAGAGCGACGGACGCUGGAUAAAGUUGAUGAAAUGUGUAUUUAUUGUUUUGGACAAUAACGGUAAAAUUAUUCAUUGGAGAUUUACUAAAGGAGAAUCAUUCAAUGAAGUAAGUGGCAUUUUUAGAGAACUUAAGGACAGGUUUGAACGAUUAAAUACUGAUUUAGAAGGUAUUGUCAUUGAUAAUUGCUGUAAAUGGAGAAGUCAAUUUCAGUCCCAAUUCUUUCCAAACAUUUUGGUAAAAUUAGAUCUUUUUCACGCUGUACAGCGAUUUGUAACCACUUUACCUAUGGCAAUAAGAUUAAAUACAGAUAUAUGCAAAGGGUACGGAUUAAUUUUUCGCCAAUCAAAUGAUCUUGGAAUCAAAAGAUUACAACCAACUCCCGAUAAAGAAACAUUAAUUGCAAAUCUUGAAAGUUUCCAAAGAUGGUGGAAAUCUAAGACGUGGAAGGGAGAAUAUAUUUUGAAUCAAGCGGCAAAAAAAGCUAUCUGCAAUAUAAAGUUGCAUAUUGUGAAAGGCUGCCUUAGUGGAAUCCCUGUUAAUGUAUCAACAUCGCGAAAUGAACGACUUCACAGAAAUAUGAACAAUGUUCUAAAGAUAAAUAAAAUUGGACUGGAGACCGCAUACGUAAGAUGCUCCAGGCUUUUUUUCAAAAUUAAUAACCAAGGAAAUAAUUCAAUUAAAAAACUUAUGGCUUGUUCAAAAGAUCCACCGGACUUUUCCAAACGAGUGGAAAAUUUCGGUUUUGAAACUUUUAGACAGAUUGGUGGUGAGUUAGAAGCUAUUAUACCAGAAAAAAAUGUUAUGAUUUACAAGUCGUUAGAUGAGUUGAGCGAAGAAGUAAUUUGUAAUAUCAGAAACGCUAUCUCAUCAUCACUGCAAACAAGUGAUGAUAUUCAAGAUGAACACACAUACGCCAAAAACAAAGGUAGAGAUAAUAAUAUGGCAAUGGCCAUUGCUGAUUCAGCUAUUAUUUUUUAUGAAUUAUAUAAAGGUUUGGAACACAUUGGAGGAACGCGUUUACUUUUGAAAACUAAUCUUGCACAUCUAAUUGGUCUUGAAUAUGGAAAUACCUUUAAUGCACUAAGAAACAUGCGCUCACAUUUUGCCACUGCGGCAACUACAGAUGGUACAAAGGCGGUACUCACAGGACAUCUUCAAUUUUUUGGACUUGAAGAGGUGGAGGUUCCAGGUGAUGGGAACUGCUUCUUUACCGCUGUUGCAUUUCACCUUUCAACUGUAUUGAACAAAGGAGCUUACAAAGUAAUCGCUGAUCAUCUUAGGGACAUUGGUUUGUUACCGACAAUGUCUGUGCAAGAAUUAUCGACAAGAUUGAGGAAUCUAAUCGUCCAAGAAUGGAGAGGUGAUUUCGCUUCUGAUUAUGCGAGUUUUUUGCCAGAUAAUGUGGACUACUUAUCUGAAGUCGAACAUUACGAAAGGCCUGGUUUUUUUGGAGGUAAUCUCGGUGAUCUUAUGCCAAUGGCAAUGGCAAAUGUAUUGGGAAUUCCACUCGGAAUAAUAACAUCGGAACCCAGCACUCCUAUAAUUAACGUAUGUCCACGUGGGUUUGUCAUGACCGCAACACCAAUUUUCUUGGCAUAUACGUCGUCAGGACCAGGUCACUAUAACGCAGUUUCGCCCAUAGUACCUUUGCAUCCUUCAGGCACUGUCGACACAACAGAGUCGCGUAAUGUAGUGGACUGUAAAGAAAAUUUUAAAUCAUCAACACCUGGACGUAAAGGUUGUAGGUGUGGACAAACGACACAAGCGCAGAAAAAUAGAAAAGCAAAGCCGUUAAAGAAAUAUAAAAGUUAUAAGCGAUGCAACUGCAUGAUUAAAUUUAAAUCUUGUUGCGACAGAUGCAAGUGCGUUGGUAAAUGUGGUGGAUGUACUUGCAAGACAAGAGUCGUCAAAGUUAGAAGGAAAACCAAAUCUUCGCCUCGUGUUAAGCACAUUUUACAGACGCAAAAAAAUAUAUUACCUAGUGGAUCUACACCUGAAGAAAAUACUACAAAUUUCUUGGAAGUCUGUGUUUUGUGUUCUAUUAUCAACUUUUUUCGAUCUGGUUAUUUCACAUUAUGGGAUGCUGAAACGGUUUACAGUUUAUACAUUGGUGUCAUAGAAGGCUUAUUUAACUUAAAUAUUGUUUUACCACUGAGAAAAUGGCAAAAAGAGUUCAUCUGGAAAAAGGUUUUAAAACUCAAAAAGGACUUUGAAAUUUGACGGUUUUGAGAUUUGCGCCGUAUAAAAGCACCCUUGUCAAAGAUGGUUUGUACAUUUGUCAAGACACUGUCGUUGUCAAGAAUGGUU